CGCUCCGCUCGUCCGUCCGUCCGUCCGUCGGGCUCGUCCCCGCGCGCGUGGGACAGCAGCGGCCGCGGGGGCGGGCGGCUUCGGCGGGAGCUGUGCACGGCGGCGGUGGCGGCGGCCGAGGCGGCAGCUUGGCUGACGCUAGUCAGGCCCAAGAAGACCAAGAGAAUUAUUUCAGAAAAAGUGCCGGUUUGCUAGAAUGUCAAGGAACCACGAAAACCUGGAGCACUCCUUACUCUGAAGAGGCCUGGGUCUGCAGGAACUGUGCAGACUUGCCCGGGGAGCUUUGCCAAACCGUCCUGUGCCCCACUGCUCCAGACUUGGACCUGUUUGGGACUCUCAUGUGGAUCUAGGGGGAAUGCUUUACUAUGGCUGCCGUUGUCCAACAGAACGACGUAGUAUUUGAAUUUGCAAGUAACGUCAUGGAGGAUGAACAGCAGCUUGGCGAUCCUGCUAUAUUUCCUGCUGUCAUUGUGGAACAUGUUCCUGGCGCUGAUAUUCUCAAUAGUUAUGCUGGUCUAGCCUGUGUGGAAGAGCCUGAGGACAUGAUUACUGAAAGUUCAUUGGAUGUUGCUGAAGAAGAAAUCAUAGACGACGAUGAUGAUGACAUCACCCUUACCGUUGAGGCUUCUUGUCAUAAUGGAGAUGAAACCAUUGAGACCAUUGAGGCUGCGGAGGCACUCCUCAACAUGGAUUCUCCUGGCCCUGUACUGGAUGAAAAACGAAUGAAUGGGAUUCCUGAAGUGAUGGAAAAUCAGCAAGUACAGGAGAUAAAUGCAGACUCCCCAGGAGCCUCAUCCCCAGAACAACCUAAAAGAAAGAAAGGAAGAAAAACAAAACCACCACGACCAGAUUCCCCGGCCACUACACCAAACAUAUCAGUGAGAAAGAAAAGUAAAGAUGGGAAGGGAAACACAAUUUACCUUUGGGAGUUUUUACUGGCUCUGCUUCAGGACAAAGCUACCUGUCCUAAAUACAUCAAAUGGACACAACGAGAAAAAGGCAUUUUUAAGCUGGUCGAUUCUAAAGCAGUGUCUAGAUUGUGGGGCAAGCACAAAAACAAACCUGAUAUGAACUAUGAGACCAUGGGACGAGCACUCAGGUACUAUUACCAAAGAGGUAUUCUUGCAAAAGUGGAAGGUCAGCGCUUGGUGUAUCAGUUUAAAGAAAUGCCAAAAGAUCUCAUAUACAUAGAUGAUGAGGAUCCAAGUUCCAGCAUAGAGUCUUCGGAUUUCUCCUUAACUCCAACAACCACAUCAAGUCGAAAUCAAGCAAACCGAUCAAGAGUAUCUUCAAGUCCGGGAAUAAAAGGAGGGGCCACUACAGUUCUGAAACCAGGGAAUUCUAAAGCUUCAAAACCCAAAGAUCCUAUGGAAGCUGGACAGCCAUCAGAAGUUGUGAGGACAGUGCAGUCCUCACAGGCUCCCUAUCCUACCCAGCUCUUCCGGACUAUUCAUGUGGUACAGCCAGUACAAGCGAUUCCAGAAGGAGAAGCAACCAUAACCAGCACCAUGCAGGAAGAAACAGCAAAUUCUUCCGUUCAGAGUAUUAGAAUAUGUCUGAAGCCCAAGAGUGAAGGACGAUACAGGCUUCAAGCCCAGGUUCCAGUAGUCGUGUCUCCUGGCAACCAGCAGCUGCAUACAGUAACACUCCAGACAGUGCCACUCACAACGGUCAUAGCCAGCACAGACCCAUCGUCGGGUGCCGGGUCCCAGAAAUUCAUUUUACAAGCCAUUCCGUCAUCACAGCCCAUGACUGUACUGAAAGAAAACGUCAUGCUCCAGUCACAGAAGCCGGGCUCUCCUCCUUCCAUUGUCUUUAGCCCCACCCAUGUACAACAGGUCCUCACAAGCAACGUUCAGUCCAUUUGUAAUGGAGCUGUCAGUAUGGACUCAUCUCCAUCCUUCAGUGCCACCACACCUGUGGUGACCUUUUCUCCAAGUUCCCAGCUGGUUGCACACCCACCCGGCACUGUGAUCACAUCUGUCAUCAAAGCUCAGGAAACAAAAACUCUCAAACAAGAGGCAGAGGAAAAGUUUGAAGAGCAUUUAAAUGAAGACACUGAACAGCAGCCACAGCCCUAUGUGAUGGUGGUAUCCAGUUCAAACGGGUUUCCCUCUCAGGUAGCCAUCAAACAGAACGAACUGCUAGAGCCCAACUCUUUUUAAUUAGCACACCAAAGGAAUUAUGGGUGGUUAUUUUUUUAAUUGAACUGUUUUUUCAUUGAGAAUAACCUGAUUUUUUCCUACGAAAAAUCCACAGAAGUCCAUAAUUUUAUAAUUGUGUUCCUUUUGCCUUUUCUAGAGAAGGAGGAAAACCCAAGUGUUUCUCUUCUCUAUAUGUUUCAGUACUUGGUUGUGAAGGAGCAGGAAUUUUAUAUUAUGAAGAAAUUCUUGAGAUUUUUUUCAGUUUCAUAAGUGUUUUUAAAGUUUCUUUUCUAACUUUACACUGUAUUCACUUCCUGAAUUGUUUGUAAAUACUACUUAAAUGUAAGUCAACAGGAAAUUUAUAUAGGAAGUAUUUUCAUUCCACUUGUAUAAUUUAAGUCUUGACUCAGAUUCAAGAAACUUAUUUUAUACUGUUAAAAUUAUUAGGAUGUCACUUAGCUUGACUUUAGUUGGCUGCACUGUUUAAAUAACAUUAUAAAUCGAAAUGUAAGCCCAGUGUGUUGGCACAUGUAAUCCCAGCACUUGGGAGGUGGACAAAGGGCAAUCAGGAGUUC
Molecule: messenger RNA, 2719 nt
Organism: Onychomys torridus (southern grasshopper mouse)
Lineage: Eukaryota; Metazoa; Chordata; Mammalia; Rodentia; Cricetidae
Gene: Elf1
Product: E74 like ETS transcription factor 1
Exons: 10
Coding region: 366-2165 (599 amino acids)
Biological process (GO): cell differentiation; regulation of transcription by RNA polymerase II
Cellular component (GO): nucleus
Molecular function (GO): sequence-specific DNA binding; DNA-binding transcription factor activity, RNA polymerase II-specific
Source: RefSeq, a predicted model, not a curated record